AUGACUGAAGACUCAGAGCUAUGGGACAUCAUUUGUGAUGGUCCUCAUGUCCCUGUAAACAAAGAUGAAACUGGUUCAGCAACCACUCCUAAAACAAGGAAGGAAUACACUGAGGCAGACAUGAAGGGUGUGCAGAAGAACUAUAAAGCAAAGAAGAUUCUUGUUUGUGGUAUAGGAGCAGAUGAGUACAAUCGAAUCUCUUCAUACACAACUGCUAAGGAGAUUUGGGAAGCUCUCCAAACUGCUCACAAAGGGACAACGUUUACCUCUAUAAUCAAUGAGCUCAACUCUUUAGGAGAAGUCAUCAACUACACGAAGCGGGUGAGGAAGUUGCUUGGUGUUUUACCUGAUUCUUGGGACAGCAAGGUAAAUGCCAUCCAUGAAGCCCAAGAAGAAGAUUCAAGUGAUGAUGAGUUUAAAAUGGCUUAUCUUACAUGA
Lycium ferocissimum is the source of this 438-nucleotide messenger RNA. RefSeq lists its product as uncharacterized. The record is from RefSeq and is a predicted model, not a curated record. Bases 1 to 438 code for a protein of 145 amino acids. The transcript has 2 exons. NCBI's taxonomy places the organism in Eukaryota, Viridiplantae, Streptophyta, Magnoliopsida, Solanales, Solanaceae.